This is a messenger RNA of Grosmannia clavigera kw1407, 1596 nucleotides long. RefSeq names its product acyl-dehydrogenase domain containing protein. The transcript is spliced from 5 exons. NCBI's taxonomy places the organism in Eukaryota, Fungi, Ascomycota, Sordariomycetes, Ophiostomatales, Ophiostomataceae. The record is from RefSeq and is a predicted model, not a curated record. The coding region runs from base 1 to 1596 and encodes 531 amino acids. Gene Ontology annotation, molecular function: heme binding; flavin adenine dinucleotide binding; oxidoreductase activity, acting on the CH-CH group of donors.
AUGGCGAUCCAGACCAGGACGUUUACCCGUGACGAGGUGGCCGCGUCGGCCAAGGCAGCCGCCGCCGGCAGCGCCGAUGAGCAGGCGCCCGUGCUCUUCAUCAUCGACACAGUCGUCUACGACGUGUCCGACUUUCUCGAUGCCCACCCGGGCGGCGAGUUUGUGCUGCGCCAAGUUGCCGGCACCGAUGCCACGACGGCCUUUUAUAACCUGCACCGCCAGGAGGCGCUGGAACGCUACAAGGCUGACCUGGCCGUCGGCACCAUCGUCGACGAGACACCCAGCAUCGUGGCCGUCCCGCCGGCUGACCUCUCGCCCGUGCCCUAUGCCGAGCCGCUCUGGCUCUCGCCUGUCUUCAGCACGCCGCCCUUCUACAGCGAGAGCCACCGCCGGCUGCAGCGGGCCAUGCGCGCCUUUGUCACCGAGCACGUCGCCCCCGAAGCCCUCGAGUGCGAGCGCACCGGCACCCACAUCAGCCAACCGCUCAUCGACAAGAUGGCCGCUGCCGGCAUCCUGCACAUGCGUCUCGGCCCCGGUAAACACCUCCACGGUGUUCCACUCUUGCCCGAUGCCCAAAAUCCCGACGGCGUCGUCGAUGGCCGCGACUUUGACUUUUUCCAUGACAUGAUCCUCGCCCAGGAAAUGGUCCGCCCCGCCGCUCGCGGCUUCCAGGAUGGCAACAUGGCCGGCCUCACCAUCGGCCUCUCCGUCAUCCUCCACUACGCAAACGACCCCCAGCUGCAGGCCCGCAUCCUCGCCGACUGCCUCUCCGGCCGCAAGAAAAUCUGCCUCGCCAUCACCGAGGCCUUCGCCGGCUCCGACGUCGCCCAGCUGCGUACCACCGCCGUCAAAACCGCCGACGGAAAACACUACGUUGUCAAUGGUACCAAGAAGUGGAUCACAAACGGCGUCUUCUCCGACUACUUUGUCGUCGGCUGCCAAACCGGAAAGGGCAUGAGCGUGCUGCUCAUUGAGCGUGGUGAAGGCAUUGAGACCAAGCCCAUCAAGACGAGCUACUCCGCUGCUGCUGGCACCACCUACAUCACCUUUGACAAUGUCAAGGUACCUGUCUCCAACCUGCUCGGCCAGGAGAACAAGGGCAUCUACGUCAUCUUGUCCAACUUCAACCACGAGCGCUGGAGUAUGACUUGUGCCACAAACCGUGCUUGCCGUCUCAUCGUUGAAGAAUGCCUCAAGUGGGCGCACCAGCGCCUAGUUUUCAGCAAGCGACUCAUUGACCAGCCCGUCAUUCGACUCAAGCUUGCAAAGAUGAUCGCCCUCGUCGAGAGUCACCAGUCGUGGCUCGAGACCAUCACCUACCAGAUGUGCAAUAUGCCCUAUGAGAUGCAGUCCAAGCACAUGGGCGGGCCCAUUGCCCUGCUGAAGAUGAGCUCAACACGCAUGGCACACGAGAUUGCCGACGAGGCUGUCCAGAUUUGGGGUGGUCGCGGCCUGACGCAGACUGGAAUGGGCCGCGUCAUUGAAAACUUCAACCGUACCUACAAGUUUGACGCCAUCCUGGGCGGUGCCGAGGAAGUGCUAGGCGAUCUGGGCGUCAGACAGGCUAUGAAGUUCAUGCCGAAGGCCGUCUUAUGA